This is a messenger RNA of Mizuhopecten yessoensis (Yesso scallop), 1933 nucleotides long. Its product is annotated as solute carrier family 46 member 3-like. Gene Ontology annotation, biological process: transmembrane transport. Gene Ontology annotation, molecular function: transmembrane transporter activity. Bases 257 to 1801 code for a protein of 514 amino acids. The transcript is spliced from 6 exons. Lineage: Eukaryota; Metazoa; Mollusca; Bivalvia; Pectinida; Pectinidae. The record is from RefSeq and is a predicted model, not a curated record. Gene Ontology annotation, cellular component: membrane.
AUAGGUGUAAGUGUGUCAUCUUGUGUGUAUAUCACUUGUGACUGGGUGACUUGUGUCUUAUAUUUAUGUUAUGGUGAAUCUACCUCGGAUUCAGGUAUCACACCGGUAAGGUAGUAUGUAGACGAGAGCUUCACGGUAAGGUAGUAUGGAGACGAGAGCUUCACGGCUGGAGUAGUUCUGCAAGACGUAGACUUUCAAAACCGAUAAACAGUAUGCUGACCAACAAGGAUGACUAACCUUAAUUUCUCAUAACAAAAUGGAGAACUCCGAUUUCUCUGGCAAACAGCCAAAGGAAGAAUUUCCCGACCCUGUUGUAAAAGCCAACCGAUUUGAGUCAUGUGAAAUAACUGAUGAGAAAUCUCCUCUUCUUUCUAAGUCUGCGACAGCAGACGUGGACAUAAAACCGUGCGAUACCGGACGUGAUGUCAAGGUCAGGAUUCCGCUGCAAUUCUACUUGCUAGGACCUGUAGUUUUUAUCAUGCUCUUUAGCUUUGCUACCAAUUCUUUGAUCAUUGCACAAUACGUUUAUGAUGUUAUCGAAGAAGAACAAUUUCCAGGUAAACUUUUUAACAAUAGUGUCGAAGAAAUCGUUUGCUUUGAAAACAAAACUUCUCAGGAGUAUUUAGACCAACAAGAGGUCCAAAGAAUCGCAUCCGCCUACAAUAUUUACGCUGCCUUAAGUUCUGGAAUUCCAGCAAUAUUUUCCAACCUUUUAUUUGCGUCAAUGAGUGAUAUAUAUGGACGAAAACCGUUUAUAUUCAUAACUGUCACAGGCCAAUUUAUCGCAACUGCAAUGUUUGCAGUAGGCAUAUACCUUAAAUGGAACAUUUACGCCUUGCUUGCCUUCAAGUUUGUGGGCGGGUCCACUGGUGGCUGGAUCGCCUCCCUUUCUAUCGGCUUUGCUGCCGUAGCAGAUAUCACUCGGUCAGGAAAGUCAAGAACCUUUGCUAUAGUAUUGAUAGAGAUAGCGGUGGGCAUGGGCGCCCUAGUGGGAUCAGCCUUGUCCGGCUACCUUAUUGACGGCGUCGGCUAUAACACGGCAAUGACGAUCAGUGCAUCUGUCACAUGUAUAGGAGUCGUGGUUGCGCUUUUUUUUCCGGAAACACUGCAAAAAGAAUAUUCACGAAAACACAGUGUUAUGCAGACGAUUAGAAAUAUAUUUCUCUUUUAUACCAAAGAUGUUUCACCUGUCGGCAAACGUUGGAAGUUCUGGGCGUGUUUGUUGGCUUUGCUCUUCAGUUUUCUCGCUAAUUUUGGAAAGACUGGCAUUGAGACGCUGUAUCAGCUUAACUCCCCGUUCUGCUGGACGCCCGUGAAGGUGGGCUGGUACACUACUCUUCGGACAGGACUGCCCCUCGUCAUUGGUAUGGGACUCAUGAAACCUUUCCAGAUGUGUAUGGGGGAACACGUGAUCGGUAUUAUAGGUACUCUAUCCUAUAUAGCAGGAUACGUGCUAGAGGCACUGGCGACUAACGAACUCAUGAUGCUAAUAGUUGCCUUUAUCAGUUUCAUGGGGGCUUUACCUGUGCCAAUCAUAAGAGCGAUAAUGUCGCACAUGACAUCUCCUGAACAACAAGGUUCCCUAUUUGCCGGAGUUGCAGCAGUAGAGAAUAUUUGUGCCGUUGUAGGAAUCGUGACUGGUAACGCCAUCUACGCCGCCACUGUUGAUUGGUUCCGAGGUUUCACGUUCCUCCUGUUUGCUGGUUAUACCGGAAUCGCAUGUGUUCUCAUUGUAUUUUUAUUCAUUGAUUCACGAAUGGAGAAGUCUAAAGCUUAUACGUAUACUACGCUCGAAGAAUGAAGAAGGAUGUUGUUUUUUCAAAUCGACCAAAGUGGUUAAUGUGAAACACGAUUCUAUUAAAACGCUUAAUUGCAUUUAUAGCAGUUAAUCCAUGACACACACUAUGUUUAAUAUCAAAUAAACUUUAAUUGA